Molecule: messenger RNA, 2689 nt
Organism: Symbiodinium sp. CCMP2456
Lineage: Eukaryota; Dinophyceae; Suessiales; Symbiodiniaceae
Source: the annotation of a GenBank genome assembly
AUGGAGGUGAUCCACCAGCUGGCGGUGAGACUGCAGCCCGCAUCUGGAGACGACAAGCCAGGAAUGCCCAUCAGCUGGCAGUUCGUGUUUGUCGCUGUGUCCUUCCAAAUCCUGAGUGCCAACAAGCUGUGGGACUGGCGUCUUGUGCCCGCCGGUGUCGACAAGGCGUGGAACUCGCAGAACAUCCUCGUGCCAGGGGAUCGCGAGGCGAUGUCCACGCAGGUCGCUGUGAACGUGGAUGGAGCGACGCUGCAUGGCCGGGACUUCCACAUCGUGGAGCCCCACGAGACGGAAGUGCUGCUGACAGUAGAGCUGACAAAGGACAGGCCCGGCAAACCGCCAUGCGCAAGGGUUUGGUACGAGGUUGCCACGAGAAAGCUGCAUGGCACCAUUGUGGCAGACAAGCGCCCGGUGAGCAAGGAGAGCGUCCUUGCUGCGCUGCAGUGCCGUGGGCACGAGGCCUCCUCAGCGCGGAAACACUGGGACCACGCCUUGGCGGCGCGCUGUCCAGAAUGGUGGCAGGCUUGGGCAGAAGGCGAAGUGAAACAACGGCGGCAUGCAAAGCGAGUCUGCCGCCGCCUCAACCGCUUGCCAGAUGCUGGAUCCAGGGCGCGGGACACGGACAACGGCGAGACGGAGCUUUCAAAGGAGGACUUGCUUGGCGUUUUGCAGCGGCUCGCCGAGCUGUUGAGAGAGCAUCAGCAAGCACUUGCGGCGUGCAGGAAAUCGUCGACGGUGACCUUGUCCUUCACCGACUCUUUCCCAUACAUGCCGCCUCAAGCAAUAAGCAUUCUGGAGCGCAUCGGAGAUCAAGCUCUUGAAUCUCUGCGGGGCUCGGGCUCUGUCCCAGGUGGACUGCACGAGUUGUGCCGCAAGGGUGCAAGGCAUCUUUGGGACGCAGAUGUGCGCGAGGCGAUGGAGACCGUCCGCUUGCUUCUGGAAGUCGGCGAGCGCAAGGCAGUCCAUGGUGCCAAACAGCUCGCGGUGCGAGCAGGAGGGCAACUGACAUCAGCUUGCGGAAAGAAGCUGGAAGGCGGCAUGCGCGUGAUGGUCCGCUGGCUGCCGGGUUCCGUUGGUGCCACACACCUUGCGUACCUCAACGGGCACAUAGGAGUCCUGGGUUCCUUCGACGGCAGCUCGCGGCGCUGGCAGGUGGGCUUCGAGACCUUUGAUGGCCACCUCGAGAUCGGGGCGGAGCACCUCCACGUCUGUGCCCAGAGGAAAGGGCCUGAGGCCAGGGAGAAGGCGCCCAGGCGGGAGGGUCUGAGCUGCGAGAUGUGCCUCGGGCAGUUCUUGGAAACGCAGAUCCGAAUGCUGCCCUGCGAAUCGCAGCACAGUUACUGCCAAGAUUGUUUGCGGAAGUGGGUGCUGACACAGCUGGUGCCUCGCUGCUACCGCUGCUUGGAUGAAGCCGACUUGCUGACGAUGCAACAGGGUCGGCCAGAACCAUGGAAUGCCGUGGUUGGGGGGGAGGCGGACGCGACGACCAUGUAUCGGAUUGGCAAGGAUGACAUCGAUCGUUUGGAGUGCGUUUGCUGCUUCGACGUCUGCAGCGGCGCGCGCUGCAUCAUUAUCGGCCUACCUGGCUUGUCGGGCCAGCGCUGCAUCGUUGGGAGGGUGGAGAAGAACCAGGCCGAGAGUUUCGCCGUGAUCUACGAUGCGAAGGGCUGCCGGCGCCAGGUGCACGUGGCGUGCCUGGCAGUAGACGAUUGUCUGUCAUCUGGCCGCACAGCUCGCGGUGACCCCUGUCCUUCCAAGGGUGAGCGCCUGAGCCUUGGGCUGGGUGUGGCAAGCCUCGGGUGCGCCUGCGUGGUGAAGCAGGCCAUGGACGCGAUGUUCGUGGAGCAACUGGCAAUGCCUUUCGAUUGGCUGGUCUCCAGGGUAGAGGGCGUCCUCUACUUCUUCCGGCACGGCUUCCGCGACUUCACGCACUACGACGAUGCACAGGUCGUCGGCGAGCACGGGUAUACAUCCUUUCGCUCUGCCUACCAUGCUUUCCCGCAUCACGACAUCUCCACAGGCUCCUCCAAGGGUGCCUUCCAGCGCCGCGGCGAGCGGCUGCUCCAGCUCGUGAAGGCCUGCACCGAGGCCACCGCGCGGCCCCUGCUCUUGAUCCGCGUUUGUGCGCGGUCCGAAGAGCUGGACUCCAGCGAGGAGCUCUAUGCUCAGCUGCGCCUACUGGGUGGCCAGAAAGUCUUCCUGCUGGUCGUGAUCACGGAGCAGCGGCGAUUCCUGGGGGCUGUCCAGCACUUGCAGCUGAGCAACCUGAUCUUCUACGUGUGCCAGGAGGGAUGCCGAGACCUCACCGAUGCAGUGCGCUUCGGAAUGGACUACAGCUACGCAGCUGUGACCUUCGGCCAACACAGCCUGGAAGCCGCCAAAACUGUCAGCCCCCUUUCGCCUGCGCUGCAAGCGAGCAGCCUGCGAAAGUCUUUGGACCAGUCGCACAAGCACUGGCUCACGCGCGACAGUCGCGGCUUGUCACCCACGUCAGACAUCAACGGCUGCUUUGAGAAGGGGCCAGACCAGUUUUUUCCUGGCCGUUUCCACAAGACCACUGCAUUUGAGCCAUCGCCGCACUACGCGCAGCACUUGGAGAAGAAGGUGCUGCAUGCGAGCGGCGAGGAGCUUGCCACUCUCGCCGCCUCGCUUGCGCAAACGCCGCAGCUGGACGUCAACGCCUGGGAUG